Molecule: messenger RNA, 3393 nt
Organism: Tyto alba (common barn owl)
Lineage: Eukaryota; Metazoa; Chordata; Aves; Strigiformes; Tytonidae
Gene: TBKBP1
Product: TBK1 binding protein 1
Biological process (GO): canonical NF-kappaB signal transduction
Cellular component (GO): cytoplasm
Source: RefSeq, a predicted model, not a curated record
CCGGUACCCACGUGGUUUCGCGGUGUCUCCGGAGCGGAAGAAACGGCGGCCGGGGCCGGGGCUGCGGCCGGGACCGACCGACACCGGGACCGACACCGGGACCGGGAAGGAGCCGCAUCCCGGCGGGCGCCGCAUCGCAUCGCAUCGCAUCGCCGCAUUUCUAGGCCUCAAGGAGGGGCCGACCGCACGGGGAAGGUGGUGGGAGCGUAGCCAGCGCGGCGCCGUGGGAACCUCCGCCGUUACCCCUGGAGCCUAAUGACGGCGCCGCCAUCUCCUGCUGACCCUCUCGUGGCUGAUCUCCCGAGCGCCCGCCCGCCGCCGCUCCCUGCCCGCGCCGCCGACGCCUGAGACGCGCGUGCCCGCGCCGCAGCCCUGCCCAGCCCGCACCGCCUCGCCCCGCGCCCGGGGCCCGCCGCAAGGCAGGACAUGGAUUCCAUGUUCGAGGACGACAUCAGCAUCCUGACGCAGGAGGCGCUGGGGCCGGACGACGACUGGCUCGACAGCCCCAACACCGACCUCUCGGGCGAGAUGUGCUCGGCCUCCCACUUCGCCCUCAUCACCGCCUACGACGACAUCAAGAACCGGCUGACGGGGCUGGAGAGGGAGAACUCCACGCUCAAGCGCCGGCUCAAGAUGUACGAGGUCAAGUACCCGCUGAUCGGCGAGUUCGGGGAGGAGCACAUCUUCUCCCUCUACGAGGCCAAGGAGACGUCGCUGCUCAAGAGCGAGAAGGCGUCGCUGCAGCAGCAGCUCAACCAGUUCCAGCACGAGCUGCAGAAGAGCAAAGAGCGGGAGGAGCAGCUGGAGGAGAUGAUCCAGGCCUACGAGAAGCUGUGCGUGGAGAAGGCUGAGCUGGAGACCGAGCUGGGCGAGAUGCGGGCGCUGGUGGAGACGCACCUGAGCCGCAUCCGGAGCCUGGAGCAGCAACUGCGGCAGCGCGACGGUGGCACCUUCCCCGGGCUGGGCACCCCGCUGCCGGGCCAGGAGGUGCCUUUCCUCGCCCUGCACCCCAACCCCGGCCUGACCCAUGUGCUGGAGCGUGCCGGGGGCUGGCAGAGCCGGGGGCUGGAGGCCGAACUGGAGGCGGCGCGGCAGGAAAACCAACGUUCCCAGCACCGCGAGGAGCAGCUCAAGGCCGAGUGCGAGCGGCUGCAAGCGGAGCUGAAACAUCUGCAGGACACCCGGGAGCAGGACCAGUCGGAGCGGGACAUGGCCUGGGUGAAGAAGGUGGGCGAUGACCAGGUGAACCUGGCGCUGGCCUACACGGAGCUGACGGAGGAGCUGUGCCGCCUGAGGAACCUCAGCUCCCUGCAGAGCCAGAUCCUCCGCGCUCUGCUGCAGGAGAAGAGCCUCAACAGCGGCCAGCGCCACUCCCCGCUGUCCCAGUGCCAUUCCCCAGCCCAGCAACGCCGCUCGCCCGCCCCGCAGUGCCCCUCGCCCGCUCCGCCGGGGCGCCCGCCAGCCCCCCCGUGCCAGUCGCCAGCCUUGCAACGGCGCUCGCCGGGACCCCCCAGCCAGUCGCCGGCCCAGCAACGCCGCUCGCCGGCCCCCGGCCCUUGCCAAUCCCCUGCCCAGCAACGUCGGUCCCCGGUGCCUCCUUCCAACCAGUCGCCCGCCCAGCAGCGCCGGUCCCCAGCCCCGCCGCCGUGCCCGUCCCCGGCGUCGGUGUCACCGCACCGGCUGCCCGGUGAGAGGAUGGAGCUGGGUUACGCCAAACCCUCCAGCCGUCACAUCAAAGCCGGCUUCCAGGGCCGCCGCAGCUACUCGGAGGUGACCAACGUGGCCCUGUACCACCAGCAGAGCCGCUCGCUCUGGCUCCAGCCCGAAGCCUCGACGCUCCCCAAGCACCGGCCCUACGGCGAGGUGUACCUGGGGGGCGCGGGGUCCCCCCUGAGCGCCCGCGAGCCUUUCGAGGAGCACGUGCGCUUCGAGAAGCAGUCAUCGGACGAAGAGGAGUGGGCGCUCCCCAGCCCCCCCAGCCCCGAGGCGGGGGCCAUCCGCUGCGCUUCCUUCUGCGCCGGUUUCCCCGUCCCCGACGCCGACGCCGUGCGCCGGACGGCCGCUGCCUACGCCCGGGCAGAGCACGCCCAGUCCUGGCCCUCCAUCAACCUGCUGCUGGAGACGGUGGACUCGGAGGUGCGGAGCUGCCCGCUGUGCCAGCUCGCCUUCCCCAUCGGCUACCCGGACGACGCCCUGGUGAAACACAUCGACUCGCACCUGGAAAACAGCAAGAUCUGAGCCUUUUCCCCCUCCCCCCCCCCCCGCCCCCCCCCCCCCCCACCUCAAAACACACACACACACCCCCCACACCCCCUUUCCCAAUCUUUGGAUGCUGCAUGACAACACACGAGGAGCGUCACGGCUCCUGAAAUACCUCCAAGUCUUCAGUAGCUACAGAAAGACUGAGCCCCCCCACCCCACACACACACACACACCCCCCCCGGAGCCCCCGGCCCCCCCUAAGUGGGCUCCUCUGCUCCCGCCUCGCCCCGGCCCUGCAUCCGCCGCUCUAAUUGGGGUCCCAGGAUAACGCCACCCCCCUUGGUGGCGGCUGGAGGGGACCCCGCCGCGCCCAUGGGUGUCACCUGCGCCCUUGGGUGUUGCUGCUUGAUCUCAGGAGGAUUCGGGGGGGCCGGGUCCUGGAUCCGGCCCCCCCCAGGAAGCAGGUGAAGGGAAGGGGCUGCCGCUUCCCCCAGCUCCUUGGGUCAGAGUUGGGUUUGGGGGGGUUGGAAGGGGAGGGGGAGGGGGGAGCAGCUGCUUGUUCUUGGUCCCCCCUCGCCUUGUCCCACCGGUUCAAGCAUCUUUCCACUCUUUUACAUUAAAAGCCCCCCCAAACCCCCCCCUCGGCCCAAUUUCUCCCCCCUCCCCACAACGAUGCUGCUCAGAAAUGAACCCCCACAGCCCGAGGCGCAGCAUGGACACCCCCCCACCCUCCCCCCCAAUUGCACUGGGCUCCAUGGCCUGGGGGCUCUCCCUGACCUUGCCCCCCCCCCCCCCCCCCCACCAGGCAUGGGGACAGCGCAGCCCCCCCAGCAGCCCCACUGGGUCCCCCCAGCUUUACCCCGGGGCUGCAGGUGGCUGCUCACCCCGAGCCCCCCCACCCCAUCACCCCCCAUCCCUCUCCCCACCCCCCCCCCCACCCCCUCCACGUUCAAUCUACCUCAAAGCUGCCAGGAGAGGGGGGGUCCACAGCGCCGUCCCCCCCGCCGAGCCGCUCUGCGCUGCAUGUCCCUCCUGUGCCACGGCGCGCACCCCCCCACCCUCCUCCCCACGCACCCGCAGGGGGUCGGCUGGGUGUGGCCCCCCCCCACUACCCCGGGACCCCCCCGGGGGGGAGGGACCCAUGCUCUCCAACGCCACCGACUCUAAUAAAACCCUUCCAGUGCCCGAAAA